Molecule: messenger RNA, 4845 nt
Organism: Alosa alosa (allis shad)
Lineage: Eukaryota; Metazoa; Chordata; Actinopteri; Clupeiformes; Clupeidae
Exons: 15
Coding region: 618-2462 (614 amino acids)
Source: RefSeq, a predicted model, not a curated record
UACCCUUUGUUGUAAAGGUAGCUAAUAAGACAACCUGGCUAGCUAGCUAGCUUUUCAUAGUUUUCAGUAUCUUCAGCCCCUGGUGCCUUGAUGACCGUAACGUUAGCUGGGGACUUAACCGUUUUGUGCAUCCUUAUUUUUAGCUUUUAGGUGCAGAUAUCUCUUUCGUCUUUGACUGACACUUGCUAGAUGUAAUUCAGCGUUGGUUUAGUUGUAGGUUUGCAUUGCAAGCUAGCCCGCUUGCUCAACUAGCUGGUGAGCUAGUUAGCAAGCUAGCAUUAUUCUGAAGCUGGAUUCUGAAAUAGUCAUUUAUGUACUAUGUUCGCUGUAAUUUGAAAUGACGCCAUAUUUUGAGGUAAAAUCUUAACGUUAUGGAAAUGGCCUGUUGAAAUGGUUACGCUGGUGGCUACAUUGUUAGUGGAAGGUUAGAAGUAGGUGGGUAACUAGCAUUAGCUAGGAUUCCAAAUAACGUCAGAUAAUUGUAAAAGGUGGUUCUAAGUUAGGUUAGCACCAAAAGCAGCCCUACUAGCCAGCUUGGUAGCAGCUAGGUAGUUAGCUGUUAUCGGUAAGUUUUCAGCAUCAAUCUGCAGUGCAUUCUGAGUUCCCAUCAGUCGGAAAUGUACAGGUUAGUUGAGUUCACAGACACCAGCUGCUUAAACAUAAUUCCUGAUGACUGGUAUGACAACGGAAUAACAUGGUGGCCAAACUACAAAAAUGACCAAAAGAUAAACAAUGCCAUACAACGAAGGGAGAAGCCUAAGUCCGACUGGUCUUGCUUUGCUGUGCGGGAAUUGUCCAAAGCAGGUUCAUACCAAGAAGCGAGAAUGAAACUGAAGAGGGCCAUGACUUGCAACAACACAGACCUCCAAAGAGAAGGAGAUGACGACGGCACAAGCAAAAAAAGAAGACCAAGUGACAAACUUUUGGAGCUGGAGGACUCCGAGGAGGAGCGCAGUAAAAAGCUCAAGAAGAUGACCUCUACAGCAGCCUUCCCUGCUUCCUACGUCAGCCCAUCGCCACACUUCUUUGCAAUGAUGCCUGAACAGACGCCCAUGGCAGCAGGAAGGACCAGCACCGUACGAAAGGGCCAGGAAACGUCCACUCGAGACGCCAUGCAUGAAAAGACUGCAAGGCCGUCCCAGACGUCAGAGGCCGCCUGCUGCAGCUGGGAGCCCUCUUCCUUCAGAGAUAUGCUCAUGGAACUAGCUCCAAUAACAGCUGCACGGUCCAUACUGGAGAAUAGGGAUUGGGAUUCACAAACGUCCUUCAGAGGAAUGAUACAACAUGAACAGCAGAGCGUAGCCACAGGCUCCAGUGCAUGGGAGUCACUGACGUCCUUCAGAGAGAUUAUGCAUCAGCAGGGUCCCAUGGCAACGGGUUGGUCCUUGGAAACAUCUAGCAGAGAGCUGAGUUCUGAUAACGCCUCCACCGGGCCCACUGAAUCCAGACACCGGGACUGGGGCGCCUCCACGACCUGCAGAGAGACGACUCCUGAUCAGCCACCUACUGGAGGCUCAGAGCCAAGAAGCAGCGAGAGCGCAGCCCCUACAGCCUGCAGAGAGACUGAAGUUUCUUCAACAUCCAUGACUUUCCGGAAUGGACGUGGUGACCAAAUUCCAUGCAAUGCAGCAGAAUUCCACCUGCUGAACAUCAUGGAGUCCCUGCGGCAGCAGCAGAUGCAGCACGCCGUGGCCCUCAACACCAUCAUCAACAUCCUGCAGGGCCGCGUGAACGCCCGCAACGCUGCCGGCGACGCCUCCAAGGACCCGGCCGAGAUGCCGCAGGACAUCUCCUACCCGCUCAUGGACCUGCGGGAGCUGGAGAAGCAGGAGGUCUGGCUGGAGAACGCAGCCAACACGCUGGCCAAGACCAAGAUGAUUGCAUACCUUGGAGCCAUUGGCGGCAAGGACUUGAAGACCACCGUGUGGAAGAUCAUGUCCACACUGAUUCAUAACAACCUGGGCAAACAGCUCAACUGGAAAGGGGUGAACGACAAGCGAGCCUUUAGCUCCUUGUUGCUCAAAUCUGUCAUCAUACGUGGUGUUCGGAAAAAUCCCCACUACACAAAAACCACAGACUCUGAGAUUGAGAAGCUGAUAAUCCGCUGGCUGAAUCUGGCCGGAGACCGCGACGGGGGCAGGAAACAGCGUGAGCUGGCCAAGCGUGGGCUGAACAUGCCCGACCACGCCAAAGGCCUCCAGCCGCCCAAACCCAUGCCCCCUGGCACCAGCUCCGCCGCCACUGACGCGGCCGCCGCCGCUGCCCGAAAACUGCCCGACCACCUCAACAAAGCCCAGAACCGGCCCCGCACGACAGACCCCCGGGCGCCCGAACCCACCGAGUCCGAGCGGCUCCGCGAUCAGAUGGACCCAAACCUGAACCGGCCUGAGAACAGCUGGACCCUGUUCCAGUCGUCGGCGCCGGUUCUGAUGGACCCCAGGAACGUCCGGCUGAACUUGUAGUUGACCGCGGCACUUCUCACUUCUCCAGCCCACUGAUGCGUCAGCACUGCAGCAGUGAUGUACAUAGGCACACAGUAAGGCCAUAUAAUGACAAUAUUUAAGUCUAUAUAUCAUUUGUACUAUUAUUAGUAUUAUUGUUAUUAUUAUUAUUAUUAUUAUUAUUAUUAUUAUUAUUAUUAUUAUUAUCACAAGAUUAUUAACCUUACGGGGUAAAGGCACAAAUAGUCAUGAUUGACUAUACCUUAAAUGUUAAAGCCAUUCUGGGUUUAUAUAUAUAAAAAAAAAAACAUCAGUUGAAUCCAGUUUAGCCAUUAUGCUGUUUCACAUGUAAAAUAAGCUAAACAGCUCCUCAAGGUCCGAACCCAAAAACAAAGAGUUUGAUUUGUUUAUCGGUAUAUUGUUAUGAUCGCUGUAUUCUCUCUGUUCAUGUUUUUGUUUACCUUUGAUGAAAAGCACAUCCAUGAUUGUAUUUGUGCGUUCUGUGCGGUCUCUGCGGUUUGAAUAGCCUGCCUCGCAUGGUCCAUGUAGUCACUGAUUCAAACUGGAGCAUGUUUGUUUGUUUUUUUCUUAUCGUUGGCUGCGUUGUUUAAGUCACUUUUCUCAAGUCUGGUCUGGGUUCUCAUUCCCAUUUACAUCAGUGCCGACACAGACCCAAAGACAUCCAAUCAGAGCUAGUCUGGUUCUGGCUGGCUUAGGUACAGUUUUGGGUCUACAGGUCCCGCAGUGGACCUCUGAGGUCCGAUUACAGAGACAGCACACACAUGCACAUCAUACUCUGUUUAAUUUAAUAAAAAAAAUAAUGUGACAAAUACAAUCUUUUGUAAAUUAAUCUUUUUAAGAACCAAAAACGAUGAACCUAUGUAAAAUGAUUAGCCACUGGUGACACUGAUUACCACUGUAUAGAAUCUGAAAAAUAGUUAUGAUUCAGCACUUACAUCAAGCCAACCAGUAGGUUUAGUCAAUUCAGAUUCAAUUCAGAUCUAUACAUUUCGUAUUGAAAACUGACAAAGGUUUAACAGUUAAUCUGGGUUAAAUCCCAAUCUGAAUUGGGUAUUAGAGAUUGCGUCGUGGUGACUCAUAUUUGAGGAGUCCUGUAGGUUUGUCUGUAUCCUGCAGCCUUGAAACACUUGCUCAGUGUGACUUAACGGUGAAUGUGGUAAGUAACCUUGAAUGUUGAAAAAAUGUUGAUAUCUUUGGACAUGAAGAUAUUCUAUGAAAUUUCAAUUCUGAUUUACACCUUGAUAAAAAAUGACCAAUGAGAAGAAUAGUCUUUAAUUUGUUCAUUAGAACUUCCAAAUACAUGGCAAUGGUGAGAUUACAUAGUAUGUUAACAAGUACACCACCUGAUGGAAUACUAAAACAUGUCUCCUUAUUAGAAAAAAAAUUAAAUAUAUUUAAAUAUACUGAGACUACAGUUAAUAAACCUGCAGUCUAUGUCCUCAUACAUAAUAACAUAAUGCUGAUUUUAUAAGAUCAACCAGGUUGUUAUUAUUACUACAACCUCGCUAUCGUUUAGACAUGCGAAGAUGAUUUCCUGCAAGUACACAAGUAAUAUUUUAUUAUUAUUAACUUUGUGAAAUGCGUCAAAUAUAAAAGUAUACAUUUGUAUAUAAAUGUGUUUUUUCAGAUUUUUCUGAAACAAGCACACACUUCUUCAAUUUGGUUCAUUGUGAAGAUAGGUAAGACUAAGGCAAAGAUAGUGAAGAUGAAGCUAGGUAUUCCAUUUUCUAAGAUGGCUAAAUGAACCCAUGAAAAACUUCCAGAUGGUUUCUGUCCUAGCUCACCAUAAGGGCCUCGCUGAAGGCAACAUCCAGAUGCAACAUCUGGGUAACAACAUCAGUGGGCCACGUCCCUCCCUGGGAAACGCUAAUCAAAACAAGUCCCUCAAACAGUGACUCACUUCCAACUUUGGGCCCAAAAAACAACAAGCCACAACUGCAAGUAAUUGCAGGUGGCCUGAUUUUGAGAGGGGAAAAGCCCCAGUCAUGACUAUGAUCACCAUGGCAGUAGAACAGAGAUACUUCAUGAAAGCAGAGAAAAAAAGGACAGAUAUCAGAGAUGCUGCGAAGGUGGUGUGGGGCCACCAGUCCAUGUCAUGCUCUCUACGCAGAGCAGUUCUUUAUCUGAUGUCCCUUCACGAGACAAGUCAGUGGUCUAGCGCGGUAUAAAACUCAGCUGCUAAUCGAGACGAGCUGCCAGCCAGAAGUUUUGGUCUGAAACACUAAGGAGUUUCGGUUGAAAUAUUUUUAAAAAGCAUAUUCGUAAAUCUGAAGCAUGUAGCUGUGUAGAAGCUAUAUGUUAUUUUCAAAAAAAUAUAUGGUUGAUAUGUCUGUAUGUUGUGACAACGACCAGCUGGAUUAUAAAUCAAGCAAAGUUUAUAGAU